Papaver somniferum (opium poppy) is the source of this 2626-nucleotide messenger RNA. Its product is annotated as protein NRT1/ PTR FAMILY 6.1-like. The transcript has 4 exons. Gene Ontology annotation, cellular component: membrane. Bases 480 to 2309 code for a protein of 609 amino acids. Gene Ontology annotation, biological process: oligopeptide transport; transmembrane transport. The record is from RefSeq and is a predicted model, not a curated record. Gene Ontology annotation, molecular function: transmembrane transporter activity. NCBI's taxonomy places the organism in Eukaryota, Viridiplantae, Streptophyta, Magnoliopsida, Ranunculales, Papaveraceae.
AAGUUGAAAACUAAGUUGUACUCAAGUUUUACUAGUAAAUCACACUAUCUACCUUUCACUCCAUCACUGUCUAUCUCUAGGAUUAAUUGCAUCAUCAUGUAGUUGGUUGGAUCUCAGUUUUCCAAAAUUUGACUUUAUUUAUAAUCAGGAAACUCACAUCCACACUGAAAGUCUUCUUAAUUUAGUUCACAUUCUCUCUUUUUAACUAACAACUUCACUGGGUCUUCUUUUGUCCAGAAAGAGAGUUUCCAGAGUACUGAGCAUUUUUGAUCAUUUUUUGGAGAUGAGUAUUGGUUUUUCAAGUGUUCUUGAGUAGUGGGUUUCAUUUAUUUGAUUGGAAUUUUGAGUUCAUGAUCAAGAAAAUUGGAAGCAGAUUUUUUCUGUUGCAGGAGGAAGAGAAAUGAAGUAAAUUUAGUGGCGUACUGGAUAGAUUGGUUGAAUUGAUUGAUGUUACUCUGAUUUCUUGAUUUUUGAUAGGCAUGGAUUCCAGAGAAAUCAAGUCAACUACUCCAGUUGAAGAGGGGGGUUCAGACUCGCCCCUUCAUAGAAUCAUUCCUGUUGAUAUCCAUGGGAAGCCUAUUACUGAUUUGUCCAAAACUGGGGGUUGGGUGGCUACAUUCUUCAUUUUCGGGAAUGAGAUGGCAGAGAGAAUGGCUUAUUUCGGACUUGCGGUGAAUAUGGUGGUGUUUAUGUUUUCUGUCAUGCAUAUGCCGAUUUCUAGUUCGGCAAAUGCUGUGAAUAAUUUCCUGGGCAUAUCACAGGCUUCAUCUGUGCUUGGUAGCUUUCUUGCUGAUGCUUAUCUUGGGAGAUAUCGGACGAUAGCAAUCUUCACAACAAUCUAUCUUGUGGGGUUGACAGGAAUCACAUUAUGUGCCACUGUGAGUGUAUUUGUGCCAAAUCAAGAAGAUUGUGAUCAGCUGUCCCUACUGUUAGGCCACUGUAUGCCGGCAAAACCAUGGCAAAUGACGUACCUCUAUAUGGCCCUUUAUAUCACGGGAUUUGGAGCUGCAGGCAUUAGACCCUGUGUUUCUUCUUUUGGGGCCGAUCAAUUUGAUGAAAAUAGUAAAGAUUACAAGUCUCAUUUGGACAGGUUUUUCAAUUUCUUCUAUCUUUCUGUCACUGUUGGAGCAAUUGUAGCCUUCACUGCAAUAGUCUACAUCCAAAUGCAUCAUGGUUGGGGAGCUGCAUUUGCCUCCUUGGCCGUAGCGAUGGGUGUUUCAAAUGCAUUGUUCUUUAUUGGUACUCCAUUAUAUAGGCACAGGUUGCCUGGUGGCAGCCCUCUAACAAGGGUUGCUCAAGUUCUGGUUGCCGCCUUUAGGAAGCGGAAUGAAUCUUUCUCCGGUAGAGAGUUAGAGACUCUGUAUGAGAUUCCAGGAAAACACUCGGCCAUUAAGGGAAGCGCAAAGAUAACUCACACUGAUGAUUUUAGGUGUUUAGACAAGGCAGCCCUGCGACUACAAGAGGAUGGUACUGACCCAAAUCCUUGGAGGCUUUGCACAGUGACACAAGUAGAAGAAGUGAAGAUAUUAAUAAAACUUCUUCCGAUUCCAGCCUGCACCAUCAUGCUUAGUGUAAUUUUGACAGAGUUUUUGACUUUAUCUAUUCAACAAGCAUAUACUUUAAACACUCACAUGGGACGUUUAAAACUACCUGUUACAUGCAUGCCCGUCUUUCCUGGUCUUAGUAUCUUUCUCAUCUUAUCUCUCUAUUACUCGACAUUUGUCCCACUUUCACGCCGCAUCACAGGUCACCCACAUGGUGCUUCUCAGCUUCAACGAGUUGGCAUUGGUCUGGCAAUAUCAAUUUUAUGUGUGGCAUGGGCUGCCAUUUUCGAGCGGUACAGAAGAAACUACGCAAUUGAGAACGGUUACGAAGCUAGUUUCCUCACGCCUAUGCCCAACCUCACUGCAUACUGGUUGUUGAUCCAGUACUGUCUCCUCGGCAUAGCUGAAGUGUUUUGCAUAGUGGGACUCCUUGAGUUUCUGUAUCAAGAGGCUCCUGAUGCCAUGAGAAGUAUAGUAUCUGCUUAUGCAGCUGUUGCAGGGGGUUUAGGUUGCUUUGUAGCAACAAUAUUGAAUAACAUCAUCAAAUCUGCUACAGGAAACGAAGCGGAAGGGAAACCUACAUGGCUAUCUCAGAAUAUUAACACUGGUAGAUUGGAUAACUUGUAUUGGGUUCUCACAAUUCUGAGUUUCUUAAAUUUCUGUGUGUUUAUAUAUGCUGCAAAGAAGUACAAGUACAGGGAUGAGCAGACUGUUAAGCGGAGUGAGAGUGAUCUGCCAACAGUGGAUAAUCCGAUCAGAGCCUAGUGAGUAACUAGGAGAUUGAAUUUUGGUGUGGUAUUAACUGCAAUACAAUUUGUGUAAGCUGCUCACAGAAUGUUGCUUGUAACAAACUUUCGUCUUGCGUUACCAAAUACAAUUUCAGUUACAGAACAAAAAAAAAAUAGAGUAAACGCAUGUACUAACUACUAAAAAAGGUGCAAAUAUUCUGGUAUACAGAGCACGACCACAAAGCAGACUCUCUGAAAUUCGUCACUCAACUUCUCAAAGGACAGUCAAUAAUAUAACAGUGUUUACCGGCGAAGUCCAAAGCUUGUAAAGCUCGCGAAAGUCUUUUCCAUUGA